Molecule: messenger RNA, 2388 nt
Organism: Panicum hallii
Lineage: Eukaryota; Viridiplantae; Streptophyta; Magnoliopsida; Poales; Poaceae
Product: factor of DNA methylation 1-like
Exons: 7
Coding region: 152-2047 (631 amino acids)
Biological process (GO): gene silencing by siRNA-directed DNA methylation
Source: RefSeq, a predicted model, not a curated record
UGCGGCUCUACCCACACGACGCACGCAUCCGACUGGAGCAGACGGGCAGACGCGUGGGGAGGCGGCGCAAAACCCUCCUCCUCGCACGCCCCACCUCCACCGGCCGCCGCCGAUCGCCGGAGGUCAUUGCACUUGUCCCUCCUCUCUGAAAAUGGGCUCUAGUUCAGAAGAUGAUUACGAAAUUAGUGAUUCUGAGAUUGAUGAGCGUGAAGCCGAGGUUUAUGAACGUUUGAAAUCAGGAGAUAUAAAAGUGAAGGAUCGUGGGACCUACAGUUGUCCAUUCUGCAGGGAGAAAAGGAAAAAAGAUUACAGCAUGAAUAACCUACUUCAACAUGCCACAGGAGUAGGUUCAGCAGCUAAUCGACAAGCAAAAGACAAGGCAACCCACCGUGCCCUUGCCAAAUAUUUGAAGGAUGAAUCUGCCAGGUCAUCUGAGUCACAGUCGCAACCGACAAUGCUUAUAGAGUCUCAAAGUCUUGGAAACAGAGAUGAUCAGUUUGUCUGGCCCUGGAUGGGUGUUCUAGUUAAUGUUCCUACUGAGUGGAAGAAUGGACGCCAAGUUGGCCAGAGUGGAAAUCGGCUGAAGGAGCAACUUUCACGCUUCUGCCCACAAAAGGUUAUUCCUUUGUGGAAUUAUAGAGGUCACACAGGCAAUGCUAUUGUUGAAUUUGCCAAAGACUGGAGUGGCUUCAAAAAUGCACUCGCCUUUGAAAAUCAUUUCGAGGCAGAGGGUUAUGGCAAAAGGGACUGGAAGCUGAAGAAGUACCGAGGCUCAGAAAUGUUUGGAUGGGUUGCAAGGGCUGAUGAUCAUAGAUGUCAAGGGCCUAUAGGAGAUCAUUUGCGAAAAAAUGGUGAUCUGAAAACUGUAGGCGAUCUUGAAAAUGAAGGGACCCGUAAAACUGAUAAGCUUGUCGCUAAUUUAGCAAGCCAGAUUGAAGUAAAGAACAGGCAUGUGCAAGAACUUGAAUCUAAGUGUAAUGAGACAACCGCAUCGCUUGACAGGAUGAUGGAUCAAAGAGAGCAGCUCCUCCAGAAUUACAAUGAAGAAAUUCGCAAGAUGCAGCAACUUGCCCGUAGGCAUUCACUUAAGAUCAUUGAUGACAAUCAAAAGCUCCGUUCCGAGUUGGAGUCCAAGAUGCAGGAACUUGACUCGAGAUCCAAGGAGCUUGAUGAGCUAGCUUCGCAAAGUGAUUACGACAGAAGGAACCUUCAGCAAGAGAAGGAAAAGAACGAAAUGAAAACUAAGCAUCUUAAGAUGGCAACAAUGGAGCAGCAGAAGACCGAUGAGAACGUGCUUAAGCUUGUGGAAGAACACAAGAGGGAGAAACAGGUUGCUCUACAAAAAAUCCUCAAGUUACAACAACAACUGGAUGCCAAACAGAAGCUUGAGCUAGAAAUACAACAGCUCCAGGGAAAAUUGGAAGUUAUGAAGCAUAUGCCUGGUGAGGAAGAUUCCGAAUCAAAGAAGAAGAUAAGAGAACUCACUGAGGAGCUACAGGAUAAGUACAAUGAAAUGGAGGAUAUGGAGUCACUGAACCAGACUCUGCUUAUCAAGGAAAGAAAGAGCAACGAUGAGUUGCAAAAUGCUCGGAAGGAGCUGAUAGCUGGCUUUCAGGAGCUUUCUGUUGGCCGAUCAAAUAUAGGUAUCAAGAGAAUGGGUGAACUUGAUCUGAAAGCAUUCGGAAUUGCUUGCGGGAAAAAGUCAUCGAAAGAGGAUGCAGAAGUCAAAUAUGCUAUGCUUUGUUCAAAAUGGGAAGAGGAAAUUAGAAACCCAAACUGGCACCCUUUCCGGGUUAAAGUGGUUGAUGGAAAAGAAAUGGAAGUUCUUUCAGAGGAGGAUGAGAACCUUUGGAAGCUGAAAGAAGAGCAUGGCGAAGAAAUAUAUGCGCUGGUCACAAAGGCAUUGGUUGAGAUCAACGAGUACAAUCCCAGUGGCCGCUACCCCGUACCAGAGCUGUGGAACUACAAGGAGGACAGGAAAGCAACCCUGAAGGAAGCCGUCCAGCAUGUCAUGAAGCAGUGGAGGACUCACAAGAGAAAGCGUUGAUCCAUUUGGGUUCAUCUGCCUACGCUCGCCUGAGCUGGGGCACCUGAACUAGGCAUGGAGUCAUUUAAAUUUAGCCUUAGUUCGUCAGUUGAAAUCAAACUCCUAAUGAUGAUUAGCGUUAAGUUACUGGGUUUCCGUCUGGACUUCCCUAAUGUAGCGUUGACAUGAAUGCUGCUAUAUUUUCAGAACGUGAACAACAUCAUGGAUCCGCUGUCCAACUGCCGACGCAGAGGCAUGUAAGAGCUUGCUGUUCAUGCAUCUUAGAUGUCAUGGGCAGUGCUUGGCCGGCAUGUCCCUGCAGCACUCUUGAACGGCAAAAGUUUAUAUCAGGAGUUAAUUAA